This is a messenger RNA of Hemicordylus capensis (graceful crag lizard), 5990 nucleotides long. RefSeq names its product EFR3 homolog A (gene EFR3A). Gene Ontology annotation, cellular component: plasma membrane. Gene Ontology annotation, biological process: protein localization to plasma membrane. NCBI's taxonomy places the organism in Eukaryota, Metazoa, Chordata, Lepidosauria, Squamata, Cordylidae. The record is from RefSeq and is a predicted model, not a curated record. Bases 276 to 2738 code for a protein of 820 amino acids. The transcript is spliced from 25 exons.
CCGCGCCCCAGAGAAGUCCUUAAUAGGGCAGGCCGGGACCAAGAUGGCGGCGGUCAGGAUCAAAGGGAAAGGAAGCGGCGCAGAUCUCCUGCCAAACGAAGAGCUGCUCCAGAUGUGAGGAUAAGUGAGGGCAAGAAGCCCAAUUGACAUGCACUCCUCUAUCGCAUCUGAAGGGGAGCAUUUGCACCUCCCCAGAUAAAGUUUUGCACCGGAGGAUCGCCCUGGCUGCCAAUUAGACUUCCCGUGGUGUAUUAUUUGCUCUUGGUUUCCAGGUCAUGGUUCGGAAAGGGGUGUGUUGUUGCUGUGCCGCCUUGCGUCCUCGCUACAAACGUCUCGUGGAUAACAUCUUCCCCGAAGACCCCAAAGAUGGACUUGUAAAAGCAGAUAUGGAGAAACUAACCUUCUAUGCUGUUUCUGCACCCGAGAAGAUUGAUCGAAUUGGUGCUUACCUAGCAGAGCGACUGAGCCGAGACGUUGUCAGACAUCGUUAUGGAUAUGUUUUAAUUGCCAUGGAGGCCCUGGACCAGCUUUUGAUGGCGUGUCGUUCUCAGAGCAUCAAACCGUUUGUCGAAAGCUUCCUCCAUAUGGUAGCUAAGCUGCUGGAGUCUGGGGAACCAAAGCUGCAAGUUUUGGGAACAAAUUCAUUUGUUAAAUUUGCAAACAUUGAGGAAGAUACACCUUCGUACCACAGGAGAUACGACUUCUUUGUUUCUCGAUUCAGUGCCAUGUGCCAUUCUUACCAUGAGGAUCCUGAAAUACAAACCGAGAUCCGACUUGCUGGCAUUCGGGGCAUUCAGGGAGUGGUCCGCAAGACAGUUAAUGACGAACUCCAGGCCACCAUAUGGGAGCCCCAGCACAUGGAUAAGAUUGUUCCCUCCUUGCUCUUUAAUAUGCACAGGGUCGAAGAUGCUGACAGUCGAAUCUGUCCGCCUUCGUCCCCCUCUGGAGGUGAAAAAGAGGAAAACCCAUCCAUGUUGGCUGAGAAUUGUUUCAGAGAAUUGCUAGGCCGAGCAACCUAUGGCAACAUGAACCAUGCCGUUCGACCAGUUUUUGCGCAUUUGGACCAUCACAGGCUUUGGGACCCCAAUGAAUUUGCUGUCUCCUGUUUCAAAAUCAUCAUGUAUUCCAUUCAGGCACAGUAUUCACAUCACGUGAUACAGGAAAUCCUGGGGCACCUGGAUGCCCGCAAAAGAGACUUCCCACGGGUCCGAGCAGGUAUCAUUCAGGCCCUUUUGCAAGCUGUUGCCAUUGCUGCAAAAGGUUCCAUCGGUCCAACAGUCCUGGAGGUAUUUAACACCUUACUGAAGCAUCUGCGUUUUAGCGUUGAUUUUGAACUGAGUGACCGGCGUAGCUCAGUGAGCAGCGCCAGUUUUGCCACAAGCACCAAGGAAAAUGAUGAGAGAAUCGUCCAGAAUGCUAUUAUUCAAACAAUUGGGUUCUUUGGAAGCAACCUGCCAGACUACCAUCGGUCAGAGAUUAUGCUGUUCAUUAUGGGGAAAGUACCUGUUCUGGGAGCAACUUCACAUACACUGGACAUCAGUCAGCUUGGAGAUUUGGGGACCAGGCGGAUCCAGAUUAUGCUGCUGCGGUCACUUCUGAUGGUCACCACGGGGUACAGUGCCAAGACGAUUGCAGCUGCUCUGCCUGCUCCUUUUCUGGACCCAUUGCUGUCUCCUUCACUCAUGGAUGACUCCGAACUCAGGCAACUCGUCCUGGAAAUACUGCACAACGUUGUGGAUCGACAUGACAACCGGGCAAAGCUCAGAGGGAUAAGAAUAAUACCUGAUGUUUCUGAUCUAAAGAUAAAGCGAGACAAAAUUUCAAGGCAAGACACAAGCUUCAUGAAAAAGCAUGGACAACAGCUGUACAGACAUGUCUACUUAGGAUGCAAGGAGGAAGACAAUGUCCAAAAGAACUUUGAACUGCUCUACACAACUCUGGCUCUCAUCACCAUUGAACUAGCCAAUGAAGAAGAGGUCAUUGACCUCAUCAGAGUGGCUAUUGCAUUACAGGACAUUGCGAUCCUUAAUGAGGACAACUUGCCAAUGUUCCAUCGUUGCAGCAUAAUGGCAGUGGUGGCUGCUUAUCUCAACUUCCUGAGCCAAAUGAUUGCUGUUCCUGCCUUUUGCCAACACGUCAGUAAGGUCAUUGAAACCAGAAAUAUAGAAGCACCCUAUUUUCUGCCUGAAACCAUUUUCAGAGAGAAGUGCAACCUACCCAAGUCACUGGAGAAGGAUGAAACAAGCUUAUUUUUCCUAACCAACAAGAUCGCAGAAUCACUGGGUGGCAGUGGAUACUGUGUAGAGAGACUGUCGGUGCCGUACGUACCCCUCGUGACAGAUGAAGACAGACUCUCCAGGAGGAAGAGCAUCGUGGACACCUUAUCAAUCCAGGUAGACAUUCUGCCUGGCUGCAGUCUGGAAGAAAAGGCGAACAGCACUGAAGAAAUCACCUUUGAAACGUUGAAGCAGGCGAUAGACAACAAUGGGCUUGAGGAGCAAGAGAAGGAAAAGAGGCGGCUUGUCAUUGAAAAGUUCCAGAAGGCCCCUUUUGAAGAAAUAGCUGCACAGUGUGAAACCAAAGCCAACCUGCUUCACGACAGGCUGACACAAAUAUUGGAGCGCACCAUCCGGCCUCCUCCAAGCCCCUCUGGAACAAUGGCCAUUUCUGCUGGACGCACUCAUUACCAGUCUGUCCCAGUCUACGAGAUGAAGUUUCCAGAUCUUUGUGUGUAUUAAGUCUCCUCUGACGUCACCGAAAAGACAAGUUCCAAGAUAUGUAUUUCACGUAACGUAAUGGUGUGUCUGCCCAGAGAAGAUAACAUUUUGUUUUAAAUUAUGUGCCCCCGCAGGCCAAAAUGAUUUCUUUAAAACAAUUACCGUCUGGAAGCAAAUAGGUUCUUUUGUUCAUUUUAAUUUUAGUCCUUUUUGUUAAUUUUAGAUUUUAGUUUACAAGUUUAUUUUUGUACCAUGAGUUUUUGUUACACGUUUAAUAUUUAUAUUUUUCAAAAACAUACUUUUCCUCCUUCUUGAUAUAUUUAUAGCACUGGUGGCUCUUUGUUCACAUACGUAGAUUCUUUGUGUGGAAUAGAACUCCUGUUCACAAAUAGAAGAUGCGAGUUUUACCUUGUGGCCUUAAGGCCAAAACUGCACUGGGGCUUAUAAAUAUAAAUCACUUUGAAAAGCCAUGAUAUAAAUGCCACGAUUUCUCCCAAAGGUUCCUGGAAGAAGUAUAGUGUUGUAAGAACAAUUAGAAUUCUUAGUUAGCCUUUUUUCACAGAUCUCUAGUUCUCAAGUUUCCUUGCUUGCAAGAAGCGAAGGCGGUUAAAUAGGUCUGAAACACUUUCAGAUUUCUACACUCUGCGGCAGUAGGAUGAAAUUCAUAAUGCACAAAAUUGAGUUUGCACCUGUUUCUCCAGGCUAGAGCCAAAGCUAUGAAUCCGGUAUCUUUAAAUAUUCCCGAUGAUAUGGUUUGGAGGGAAGAGGAAGGAGAGCUUGACUCAGUUCAUCUCCCCCUACCUACCCCAAACUAAUAUUUGGCAAAAUUGAAAACUGACUGCUUUAGCUCCUGGACUAGAGAAACACAUGUGCAACUCCUCAUAUGCAUCUCUUGGAUUAGGGUCACAGUGCAGUCGCUAACUUUGUAUCGCUGUUUGUUAUAUAUUACCUUAGCAUGCUCAAGAAGCAGACUUUCUCCUUUUCAGUGGCAGCCCUUCACAAUAACGUCUGGAGCCGAUUGAAGUGUGUGUGUUUUAAUGCAAAAGAUUUACAGACUUUCCUGCCAGGAGCCCAAGGUGGUGAUGUAGAGUCAUCAUGCAGAUGACUCCCUCUCCUGGCUAUGAGAGAGGCAGCUCAGUCCAUGCGGAAGUGUGCUUUUUCCUGCCGUUGCUGGCCAUUGGAGGACUCCGCUCGCAUUUGUGGCGCUGCACCGCUGGCUUGCGGCGAGAGUGUCUGGCUUGAGAGGCGAGGAGCUUCCUUUGGGAGCCCGGAAGUGUGCAAUUUAUUUUCCUGUCUCAAGGAAUAUAGUUUCAUACAGAUCGUGGUUUUUAAAAUGCGCAGAGUAUUUUGUUAACGUCGGGUUGAGAACAUUAAAGGGAAAGCAGGUUCUAUAUUUGAUACGGCAAGAAAUGAGUGAAGGUAUUGUAAAAGAAUUGAUGUUUGAUCCAUGCUGAACUGUAAUACUGGGAAAGUUAUAGUGUGGGAUUCCCACCCACCCUCCCCCCGCCAUAUUGUUGAGUGUUUAACAAACUUAUGUGGUUGGUUAAGUAUUUGUAUAGCUUAGAGUGCUGUUGCCCAGUUAAAGCACAUUCCGAACCCCUCCGAUUUUAUGUGUUUUGUAGGAUUUAAUGGUUACAAUUAAAUUUCAUAGGGCCAUGCCUUUGAUAUAAACACAUUAUCUAGAGUCCAAGUUAGGACAUAAUUUUUCACUUAAGCUGUAAUACAAAGUAUUGUCUCUUGCUUAAAACUGGAUAAAUAGGGGUAGUUGUCACCCUUGUGUGAUGCGGUAGCUGAAACAGAGGAGCACACAUGGAGCCCAGAGAUCUCACUUGCUAGAUUGGAAGCCUAAUGGUCAGGGAUCCAAAGAGGCCCGGGCCUGCAGCUCAAGCAGAGGUCCCCAACCUUGGCUCCAGGGAUGUCUCUAAUUUGUUUCAUCUGUGUGCAGAAUGAGUUUUGUUCUGGGCUUGCAGUAUCACAGCAAUGUGUGUGCACGUGUGCAUUCAGAGUGGGGCCUUCCUGAUUCAGCCCGAGUGGGAUCUAAAAUUAAUUGAGUGGACAUUAAAAAAAAAUUGUGCGCACACCUUAAAGGGAAGACUGCUUGGUUCCCCAGGUGUUGUUGGACUACAACUCCCAUCAUCCCCAGCCACGAUGGCAGAAAGCCCAGAGGGUGAUGGGGGUUAAGCCCCCACAGGUUGUUGGACUUCAGCUCCCAUAAUCCCCAGAUCAGGUCAUUGUGGCCGGGGAUUAUGGGAGUUGAAGUCCAACAACAUCUGGAGGGGGGGGCAAGUUUGAGAACCCCUGCCAUAGAAUAAUGUUCAAGAUGUGUCUCUGUGCACCUUCUCUACAAUACACUUGUCCCAGUUAAUGAAUGGCGCAACAAUCUGCUCAUGCACCUUUGCAUUUUCACUAUUGUUACCCGGUAUUCUCUUGAUCACAUGCAUAAUUGGCACUUCUUAUCACCAUAGGUCUAGGGUCCCCUCCACUCUCCACACACACAUAAAUACUUCUCUUUUUAUAAGGUAAGCUGGUAGAGCUGGGCCUACACGAAUUUAUCUCUGUAAAUGCAGUACACAAAGACAUAGUCAGUGUGGCAUGCACAAUUGCUUCCAUGUGCUCUUGGAUGAGGAGGGGUAUUCCAUGUGUGUGAGAGAGAACUGAGAUCUGGAAUUAAGAUCUGAAUGGCAGCUCCCAUUCUUUUCUGAGAGCUCUCCGCCUCCUCCUCCCCUCCUCCUGCCCCCUUGAUCUUUGCAACAACAUGACCACCAAUCAGGAGUGUGCGUGCCUCUCCUACCCUGGCUGGACACUCCUCUGACCCUGUUUAGGGUUGUGAGAACAGCCCUCGUUCCUUUCUUGGUAUCUAGCCAAAGUCAGGCAGCCCAAUUUAGCAAAUGCAAAUUUAGUGUGGAAACACUACCCCUCGCACAGCAGUCUGUGCACACAUUUGAGCAUUAGGAAUUGUGGGUGCAGCCAUAUGCGCUUAUUAGUCUGUUGUUGCCCCUGCAGUCCUCUGGGCUGGGGUCUGGAUGCAUUUCAGCUUUUCUUUCAUUCAUUUCUGUAACAUCCUGACUCUCGGAAAAAUUGCUGUAACGUAACCUGACCAGUUCAGUAUUUCCCAUGCUUCAAAAUCGUCCACAGUAAAAGUUUGGUUUUAGUAUGUUAAUUUUACACUCAUGUUUCUGUGGCUUUACCUAACGAACAAUUGUUCACGAAAUGUAAGAACAUGCUGUGUGUCGUCUAUAAAUAUGCAAAUAAAGGGAAAAAAGAGAAGAUAAA